Aplysia californica (California sea hare) is the source of this 1339-nucleotide messenger RNA. RefSeq lists its product as uncharacterized. Gene Ontology annotation, molecular function: protein binding. The transcript has 5 exons. The coding region runs from base 264 to 836 and encodes 190 amino acids. Lineage: Eukaryota; Metazoa; Mollusca; Gastropoda; Aplysiida; Aplysiidae. The record is from RefSeq and is a predicted model, not a curated record.
GUUUUUAGGUUUUAGUUUACUGCAUCUAGAUCUAGGGCGUUUUUGUUGGGUUUGUCUGUUUUCGUUUUAAGUUCACUUUAUUUCCCAUAUCAACGUUUAACGAUAUCUGGCCUUGACCUGUAGCAGAAGCACUCCCGUUUCGCGUCACAUCCACUAGAUCUACCGGAUGUCAGCUCCUUCACCACUUAAGUGGCGCCGGAUCGGAUAUAUACGAAUAAGCUGUUGUCAAGCACCUGGAGUCCCCCAGCAGACCCCGCGCGGCCAUGACACCUAUGAUCCCAAGCUGUGUGAAGCCCUUGUACCGGGCGGACGCUGAGCCCCCAGUUUCGCUACUGUUGGCCGGAUCGCCGUUUGCGGAGCCGAGAUGUUUUGGCUGGGACAAGCACAGGGUGGUGGAGUGGCUGGAUGAGGUUGGGUUUGCCAGAAGAAUAUGUUCUCGAGCAUCACCAGCAGAGCUGACCAGAUCUCCCACUCACAGGUACAAAAGUUGCUUCCUCCUCCGCGGUGUAACUGGCCGGACUCUUGUGACCUUGACCGCUGAUGACCUCAGACGGAUGGGCGUCCUCGAACAAGGGCAUGCCAGUCGUCUGGCCCAGGAGAUAGAGUGCUUGAAUUACAUGUCGAGGUCUGGAUCACCGGACAAACUGCCGUACCCGUUCCACAGAGCCCUGUAUUUCGGAGAGCAGUCUCAGCUGGCCGACCAGUUUGACCCGGACAGAAACAUGUGUUACCUGAGUUGGCGAGUACCGGACAACCGGACGCUUAUCCGGAUCUCUAGUCUGUCGGAGGACACCACUGGCUGGUUCGAGCGAAACAGACCCCAUCCACUUAUCUAGGGGUAACGAGUACUAAAAAAACCCGGAUACUUGACGCACUUUCGCUCUGUCCAGGAACGCUACCAAUUGAUUUGAAGAAAGAUACCUACAUUUGAUUAUUUGAGCAACUGGUGUUACUGCCAUUAUUUUAAUCUGGGCCAUCGAGAACAAUUCUGCUAAUUGAGUGGAUAUGCGACACCCGUGACUAAUAAAUACAUUUUACACAGUAAUGUGAUGGCGUAUGCGAUACUUACUUACUUACUUACUUACUUGGUUGGAGAAUAGGCAUCACUGCAGGUGGCACAAUGCCAUAGCUGUUCCUCCCUCCUCCCCAGGAUCCAUGAAAAAGUCUGCCAGCUGGUUGGAUAUUCGUCUGGCUUUUCCACGCAGGUUGCUGUCUCUCCCCGACCCUCUAGAGACACCAGCUUCCCUUAGUCUAUUCAUUGUGUCUGAAGUGGUUCCUUCAUCCUCUCUGUGGUCGUUGAACCAUGCAGUCAAUGCUGCCAUGACUGUUGGUGGAUCUA